AUUAAACUGAACAGGCCCUCACACCAUCGCAGUUGGGUCAAGUUCAUUGGACCUCAAAACCCAUUGUUUGAGCUCACUAAGCAAUUUCUACAUAGAAAUUUUGGUAAUUUUCUCGAAGCUGAAAGCUAUUGCGGCAAAAUCCCAGCAGAACAAUAUACAGAAAGGUAGAAGAUGAGUUCGGGGGAACCUAGUUUCGAAGAAUUGUUGGAGGAGAAGAAGCGUGUCAGGAACCCUCUUGUCCCUGUCGGUGCACUUAUUACCGCUGGAGUGCUCACUGCGGGGUUGAUCAGUUUUAGACAAGGAAAUUCUCAGUUGGGUCAGAUGCUGAUGCGAGCUAGGGUGGUAGUUCAGGGAGCUACAGUUGCUCUUAUGGUUGGCACUGCAUACUACUAUGGGGAUAAUCCCUGGAAAUCGAGUUAGAACACUCGGUUUCAUGGUUGCAACCAUUAUAUUGUUUUUAUUUUGAUAUGCAAUUUCUUUUUAUAGCUAUAGAUGUUGAACAAAAGCAUCACACCAAGAAAGCAAAUGCCCUCAGAUUGAUAUAGCUUGGGAAUAAAUUAAAUAUGCUCUAUGCAUGUCUUAUUCUAA
Gossypium raimondii (Peruvian cotton) is the source of this 588-nucleotide messenger RNA. Its product is annotated as RING-H2 finger protein ATL48. The transcript is spliced from 2 exons. Bases 172 to 420 code for a protein of 82 amino acids. Lineage: Eukaryota; Viridiplantae; Streptophyta; Magnoliopsida; Malvales; Malvaceae. The record is from RefSeq and is a predicted model, not a curated record.